Messenger RNA from Ficedula albicollis (Collared flycatcher), 6386 nucleotides. RefSeq names its product par-3 family cell polarity regulator beta (gene PARD3B). Gene Ontology annotation, biological process: establishment or maintenance of epithelial cell apical/basal polarity; establishment of centrosome localization; cell adhesion. Gene Ontology annotation, cellular component: cell cortex; apical plasma membrane; adherens junction. The record is from RefSeq and is a predicted model, not a curated record. Gene Ontology annotation, molecular function: protein binding; phosphatidylinositol binding. Lineage: Eukaryota; Metazoa; Chordata; Aves; Passeriformes; Muscicapidae. The transcript has 24 exons. Bases 1 to 3513 code for a protein of 1170 amino acids.
AUGGCUGAACUCCUGGUUAUUGAAGAUCCAGCUUCCUGGGUAAAUAUUCACCACCUGGAGUAUACAGAUGGAGGAAUCCUGGACCCAGAUGAUGUGCUGGCAGAUGUUGUGGAAGACAAAGAUAAGCUGAUUGCCGUUUAUGAUGAACAAGAACCUCCCCGUAAGACUGAUGGCACCAAUGGGAAUUUGACGGACAGAAAUAGCCCAGACUCCUUUGAGACGGAGGUAGCAACUCAGCUGGCUGCCUUUCAGCCCAUUGGUGAGAUUGAAGUGACUCCUUCUGCCCUAAAACUGGGCACACCGCUUUUGGUUCGGAGGAGCAGUGAUCCAGCUUUGGGCGCACCUGCUGACUUCCCAAGUGCUUCUCAUCCCACUGACCCUGGUUUAAAGCAUGUUGUGGCAGCUGCUUCCCAGGCAUCCUUUCAGGAUGGGGAGGUGAACCUCACUGGACCCACAGAACUGCUGUUGGCUCAGAGGGCCCGGCUCCCUGGCAGUGAAAUGACAAAAACAGUGGAGAUUUCUGGGGAAGGUGGACCCUUGGGAAUACAUGUAGUGCCCUUUUUUUCAUCCUUGAGUGGAAGGAUGCUGGGGCUCUUCAUCCGUGGUAUUGAAGAAAACAGCAGAUCUAGGCGUGAUGGUCUUUUCCAUGAAAAUGAAUGCAUUGUGAAGAUAAACCACGUGGACCUUACAGAUAAAACCUUUGCACAGGCUCAGGACAUCUUCCGUCAGGCAAUGAAAUUUCAAAGUGUCAUCUUGGAAGUCCUUCCUCCAUAUAACCGAGAACAGUAUGAGAAGUCUGCUAUUGCUCCUCUUUGUAUGCUGAAUAAUGAAGAAGGAGUUACAAAAACAAAAAUUCCGCCUCCUCUUCAUCCAAAACCUGCUGUGAAAACAAUUAAUAUUUCUGGAGCAAGCUUGGAGUCAGGUGUACAGGGAACAUUGCAACAAGCUAAGAGCCCCAACCUCCCACGUCUGGGUAGAAAGCCUUCUUCUCCUUCACUGUCUCCACUUAUGGGCUUUGGCAGUAAGAGAAAUGCAAAGAAAAUAAAGAUAGACCUGAAGAAAGGUCCAGAAGGACUUGGUUUCACAGUGGUUACGAGAGACUCUUCAGUACAUGGUCCUGGGCCAAUCUUUGUGAAGAAUAUUUUACCAAAAGGUGCAGCAGUAAAAGAUGGUCGUUUGCAGUCAGGAGACAGAAUCCUGGAGGUGAAUGGACGGGACAUCACUGGCAGGACCCAGGAAGAGCUCGUGGCUAUGCUGAGGAGCACAAAGCAAGGAGAGACUGUCUGUCUGAUUGUGGCUCGUCAGGAGGAGGCCUUUUUACCUCGAGAGCUGAAAGGAGAGCCAAACUGCAGUUUUUUUUCUCCAGAAACCACAGAGCAGCUGACCUUUGAGAUUCCUCUGAAUGAUUCUGGCUCUGCUGGACUUGGUGUGAGCUUGAAAGGCAACAAAUCUCGGGAGACAGGAGCUGAUCUUGGGAUUUUCAUCAAAUCUGUUAUUCAUGGAGGUGCUGCUUUUAAGGACGGUCGCUUGCGAGUGAACGACCAGCUGGUGGCGGUGAACGGGGAGUCGCUGCUGGGCAAGUCCAACCACGAGGCCAUGGAAACCCUCCGGCGCUCCAUGUCCAUGGAGGGCAACAUCCGCGGCAGGAUCCAGCUGGUGGUGCUCCGCAGGCUGGAGCUGCACGCAGAGGAACGCUCAGACCAGGGAGUCUUUCAAAAAUCAGCCCUUGACAGGAGUCAUAACUUCGCAGCUGCUUCCCGACGCAGUGACACCAUUCUCCAGCAAUUUAUAACGUGCAGUCCUCAGGAAGGAAUAAAAGAGUUUCAAGUUUCUGAUCAUGGCAGUGGUGAAAACGAAACUCCUCCACCUCUCCCACCACAUCCUAGUGAGGAUCUUCUGAAUGAGGAUUAUAAUCACAGCCCUAUCAUAAAUUCAGCAGUGCAUUUAACAGAUCAGCACAUCAACUUCAGAUCUUUGACACCAGCCAAGCCGUCUGAAUCAAUUAAUCUGAAAGCCUCAAAAAGCAUGGAUCUGGAGCUGCAGCUGGUCUUCAAAGUGGCAGAUGAAAGCAAAGUUGGUUUGUUGGCCGGACACAAAUCGGAUUCUUCUGGCAAAGAUUUUGGUCCUACUCUGGGAUUAAAGAAGUCCAGUUCUCUUGAGAGUCUUCAGACUGCUGUGGCUGAAGUAAGGAAGAAUGAACUCCCUUUUCACAGACCCAGGCCCCACGUGGUGCGGGGUCGGGGAUGCAAUGAGAGCUUCCGAGCUGCCAUUGACAAGUCUUACGAUGGCCCUGAGGAUGAAGAGGAUGGUGGCUCUGAUAAGAGCUCUCACUGUGGUCAAGAAGCUCAAAAUGUGGAAUCUGCCCCUCCAGGGAGCCCGGAAAUAGAAGAUGCAGAAAUCAAACAGAAAAAAGACAAAAAAAGUAGGGAGAAAGAGAAGAAAAAGGGCAAAUCUAAAAUCAAAGAGAAGAAAAAGAAGGAAGAAAAUGAAGAUCCAGAAAAGAGAAAGAAGAAAGGCUUUGGUGUCAUGUUGAGAUUUGGAAAGAAAAAAGAAGAUAAAAGUGGGAAGGCAGAUCAGAAGGAGACUCCAAAGCAAGGCAUGCUCAAAGAGGAGGAGCUGGAGAAAAUGAAAGAUGAGCGUGAAAGGAUCAGUGCAAAGCAUCAGGAGUUACGUCAAAAGCAGCUGAGAGGCCUGAGUGAUUAUUCUACUGGUCCUGGAGGACCUGACAUUGAUGAUGAUGAGGUGGAUCCAAACUAUGCCAGAGUGAACCAUUUCCGAGAGGCUUAUCCCCCAGCAGGCAUCUACAGACCCUCAUCACCAGCAGUAGGAGAAACCUUUGUUUAUCUGCGGGAUUCUUCCUCAGCACCGAUGGAGAGGGAGCACUUGGAAGGACUGUAUGCAAAAAUAAACAAGCAGCACUACCCACAGACUUCUGGUGACAGUGGCUGCGCAGGUGGUGGGAACGCUGAUCGGAUCCAGCGGCUGCGGAAGGAGUACCACCAGGCCAGGAGGGAGGGCUUGCCCUUCUACGAGGACGACGAGGGAAGGACACAGCUCUCUGACUACAACCAGUGCUGGGUGCCUGGAAAAGGUCCAGAUGGGAGCUCCUACAGUCUUCACUUCGAGGGGGUGGAAAGGCAGUAUGCAUCCUUACCCAGGCGUGGACCUGCAGAGCCACUAGAAUAUUUAACAGGGCCACGAGUAACGUACAAAGAGAGAGAUCUUCCCUACUACCACGGAGGACAGCCUGUUGUCCACCCAUCCAAGGGGAACUACAUCCGUGCUCCGGACACAAGAGUGGCAGAGCUGAGGUACCCUCCGUACUACCCAGCCCAGCCCAUCCCAAACCAGCACAAAGGGCCCCUCCGGCAGGACGUGCCGCCUUCCCCUCCGCAGCCCCACCGAGCACCAGCCUACAGUGAGAUUGUCCGGCACCGUGGGACCAGUCCAGACCAGUACCAGUACAGGCAGCAGGACCCCAGGCAGAAGAACCCCAUGACUGCAGCUGUAUAGCCGUGCACUGGGCUCCUGGCACCGCCCGGGAGGAGCCCCAUGGACAUCAUCCUGGUAGAGUUGUUCCCAAGCGUAGCUGCCUGUGGGAAUGGCACACGAGACCUGGAGUCGUUCUUACUGAGCUGGGCUCAGCGUAGGUGCUUUCUAACAGGCGAGCUAAAGCCACGUAAGGUACGAUGUGUUUUGAGUAUGUGAGGUACCAGACAGUUGAGUGUUUUUUAAUUCCUUUUAAAAAUAGAAAGUGGCUGCUGGAAAUGAAACACAACACUUAAUACACCUCAGGGCUAUUUACUGAAUCCAGUUACACCUUUGCAGUACAUAGCUGUCUGUGGAAGGGCAGCAGAGUCACCAGAGUUUACUUCAGAGUGCUGCUGCAGAGCCUUUUAAGUGAGAACACAGCAUGCAGUACAGACUUCUUGCAGAGCUGGGCAUCUUGCUUAUCUAGUGUGUGAUCAUGACAAGAGACUGCCACAGAGAGAGUGGCCACAUUCCAGGCACGUCCUGACCAGCAGCUCUGCUUUAAGGAUGCUGCAGUUCCAGAUUUGUGAUCUGGCCUCUGUCUUCUGCUGUCUUUUUGGUGGUGGCAGCAUUUCCCUUGUAGCCUUCACUUUUUGAAGUUUUUGUAUCAAGAGCCUUCUCUUAUUGCACCUGCUGCAAUUGGAGUAGGGCAAAAAGCCUUAUCCCCUGUGCUUGGGCAAGCUCACAGAGGACAGGCAGACACCUGAGAACCAUGUCUUUGGGGGGGAGUGUGUGCUUGUUGGUUAGUUAUACAGUGUGCAGUCUUUAAAUGUAAACCCUGGAGACCAGAUCCUCAGCUGCUGUCAGAAGUGUCGCUGGAGGGGUUUCAGUGGAGCUGGCCUAUGAGGAAGUGACCAGGGGGGUGACUAUGGGCAUGGCCUCCAUAAUUCACAUUAAGUUCCUGUGUCAGGUGCUGCCUUGGCUCCAUCAGGGCAGCCCGUUCCUGGCCUGCUGCAGGCAGUGUUGGACCCCAGUGCUGCCAACAGUGUGCCUGCCCUGGCCAGCCCAACACCACCAGAAGGCACCUGCUCGUGGGGGUCACCCUCAGUCCACCAGUCAGCCUUGGGCAGCACUGGGCCCUGCCAUGCCAAGUGCCAAACUACUCGAGUUCUUGCAGCCAGGGGCCAUCAGGUCACUGGGGAAAGGGGCUUUUCACAGCAAGGGUGAGGGAAAAGACAAGGAAAGUAGCAGGAAGGGCUUCAAGACCCUGGGGCCCAGGAGGAAGAUGUGAGACUAGCUGUAGCAAGAUAUUUGCAGCAGUGCAUAGGAAGAGAGAAAGUGUGGGUGGGGAGGGGGUGUCAGCAGUGCAGCAGAGCCAUGGUGGGGGGACAAGGUGGUAGGGUACAUGCCCAAUUCUUUGCCCCAAACAGCCUGAGUUUGCUCUGCAGCCAGAAAUGUGUGUCUCCAGCCACAGAGACCUGCCUGAUCUGACCCACAAGGGCUCUGAGUGCUUAGAGAGCUGUCUCAAGGAUUUUGUCACGAGGAAACCACACAGUAUUGAGACCUAGAAAUAUGUUAUUUCCAAGUGUCCUUAAUUCCUUGACUCUGCCUUCUGGGAGUUUCACUAAACCAUUAGGCCUCCUUUUUCACGGGAAAAAGCCACAGAUUAAGCAUAAGGAUUUCUUUGAUACCAUUUUGACAUCUUUGGUAUGCAGCUUACUAAAUCACGUAGAUCACUUCCCAGGUGUUCAAUGCCACCAGGAAGGUUUGUCCUGCUAGGAGUGUGUCCUGCUGGCAGGUAAUGGCCCUGAUGAGAAGCAGCAUUUAAUCCCAGCCUACUUUCUUCUCUGCUGAUGGUGCUGGUUAGAGCCUGGCAUAACCCUCAGGCACAGGGAGCACUUGCAGCUGCCUGAGUGGCUGGCAGGCUCUAGUGCUUGCAUUCCCACCAGCCUCCACCCACCAGCAGGCUGGGAAGCAGGGGAGAGGAGACAGCUUUCCAUGGCAGGGGAGCACCUCCAUGAUUCAGACAGAGGGCUGGACUCCCUGGGGCAGGGGCAGGGACAGCUCUAAAUCCAGUCAGGAGGAAGCAUUGGUGGGAGGGAGAGAGGAAGAAGAAUGCAACUGAUUAUGAAGCAAGAGUGUUUGGUUCUUGUUCCAUUUCUUUCUGCCCUCUUCCCUAGUAAUGUAGGAGGGAAAAACCUCUGGAGGGAGUGUUGGGUGUAAAGCUGGAUGUCUCUCAGUACCCUCCAUAAAUAAGGCACAUGCCCCAGGGAAACUGUGCCUGUCACGUACGUGCUCUGCACAGCUUUGUGCUUCUCUCAGAAAACUUUAGAUGCUGUAGGAUACUCAGCCAGGGCUUGGCAGCCACAGAAUAGCCACUGGUGUUAUAAAGGCCUGUUGAAAGUGAGGCAAAAACAAAUUAAAAUACUUUCCUUUCCCUCCUUGAAAUAUAACCCCUGAUACAUUUGAUCCAGCUGUAAAGAAACGAAUGUUUGCGACAGUGGCUUUAUCAAGCCAGGCCACAAUUAAGAACAGCUCUGAAUAUAAGCUACUGCCUUUGUAAAUCACUCUCAACUAACCCUUCAAAUGGCAUCACAGCACAGUGAACAGAACUUAUUUACAGUAUUUCAUGAGCCAGGGCCAAAUAAAAUCUGGAUAGAAACAGCUCCUACAUUAUUUAUAGCCUUUGAGGGACCUGCCCAAUGUCUCCUCAUAACCUGAAUCUUUCCUUAAGAGCUCCCCUUGACUGCAUCAGCUCCACUCAGUUGAGGCAGACAGAUCAAACAACCACCUUCUGAGCUGUUAAUCUUACCUUACCCAACAGGUUAUUAAAUGAUGCUUCUGCUCAGUAAGCAGAAAUCAGUUGAGAGCUCCUUCCAAUCAGGGGAAAAAAAAAAAAAAAAAAGUGCUAUAAG